UUGAGUGGGUACUGCAUAGUUGAGGUACCAAAUUCGAUUGGUGAUUUAAAGCAUUUACGGUACCUUGACCUUUCUUACACUGAAAUUAGAGGUUUGCCCGAAUCAACAACUACUCUAUACAACUUACAGACAAUGAUUCUGGAGGGAUGUUCUUAUCUAGAGCAAUUGCCUUCAAAUUUGGGCAACUUGGUCAACUUGCGCCACCUUAACAUUCUCAAUGCAACUAAGCUGGAAGGAAUGCCUCCUCAAAUAGGUAAAUUAACUCAUCUCCAAACAUUGUCUAAUCUAAUUGUGGGAAAAGGCAGUUGCUUCUCGUUAAGAGAGCUAGGUUCUUUGUCGCAUCUUCGAGGGACACUCCUCAUCUCACAAUUGGAGAAUGUCACUAAACCUAGGGAUGCAAGCGAUGCUAAGUUAAUUAAAAAGAUUGAUCUUACUACGUUGUGCUUGGAAUGGAGUGUCAACAUAGAUGAUUCACAAGAUAGAAGAAGUGAGUUUGACGUACUUAGCAUGUAACAACCUCACAAUGCUUUGUACGAGCUGACUAUCAAAUGCUAUGGUGGUACAAAAUUUCCAACAUGGUUUGGUCAUUCAUUUCUUCGUAUGGUGCUGCUAAGGAUUGAAAACUGUAAAAAGUGCACUUCAUUGCCACCAGUCGGCCAACUACCAUCACUCAAACAACUUUUCAUUAGAGGCAUGGCAAUUGUGGAGAAUAUUGGUGUUGAGUUUUAUGGGAAUGGUUCCUCACAACCUUUUAGAUCCUUGGAGGCUUUAUAUUUUGAGGAUAUGGAAAAAUGGGAGAAAUGGAGCCCUAAUGGAGAGUUCCCACACUUGCGUGAGCUUUCAAUUGCAAAUUGUCCUAAGCUAUUGGGGAAGUUACCAAACCAUUUUCCUUCAUUAGGAAAAGUUGUUAUACAAGGAUGUCAGCAGUUGGUUGUUUCUAUUUCAAACUUUCCUGAGCGUUGCAGACUACAAAUUGGAGGAUCCGAAGGGGUGAUGCGUGAAAAUAAGGUUGUCUUCAACUCACUAAAUUCCAAGUCUUUUUCAACAAUUUCAGAAUUCAAAUCUCCAAUAGAAGGGCUUAUUCUCGAAGGACUAGCACAUGUAGAAUAUCUAAAUAUUGAAAAUUGUGAGGAGUUGACACAUUUGUGGUCAAAUGAUGUGGGAUUAUUACAAUCCCUUCCACGUCUUCGUUACUUGAAGAUUGGCAAUUAUCAGAAACUAUAUCAUUUGGUAGAUGAAGCAAAAGAGCAACCAAAACAGGGUAUGCCAUCCACCCACAAUGGCAUGGAAUUUUUACCCAAGGAAAUCAUGUACAACAACACGUGUAUUGAGCGCAUUGAGAUUAGUGGAUGUGAUUCACUGAAGCACUUUGCAAUAGGCCAGCUACCUCCAACACUUAAGCGGCUAUGCAUACAGAAUUGCAAGAGUAUGAUAAUUUUACUUGAUGAGGAUGAUGCCAAUAGUUGCAAUACUAGCACAUCUCUUCUUGAGUUCUUGGAGAUUUGGAAGUGUCCAUCCCUCAAAUUCUUAACAUCUAGCGUAGAAUUAUUGGCAACACUUAAACACCUCGAUGUUAAAGAUUGUGGAAAGCUGGUGUCAAUAGCGAAAAGUGAAGAAUUACCUGCAACACUUCAACACCUUACAAUUUGGAAUUGUGGACAGCUGGAGUCAAUAGCGAAAAGUGAAGAAUUGCCUGCAACACUUCAACAGCUCAAUAUUAAAUAUUGUAGACAGCUGGAGUCAAUAGCGAAGAGCUUCCAUCACAACUCGUCUCUUGAAAAGAUUAAAAUUUGGAGGUGUGAAAACCUUAAAUCCUUACCCACGGGCAUACACACCCUCAGCCAUCUAGACACGAUUGAUAUUUAUAAUUGUCCAACUCUUGUUUCCUUCCCAGACGGAGGGUUGCUCCCUAGCAACCUUAGAGAGUUAACGAUUUUUGAUAAUGAUAUGGCCCUACCUAACUGCAUUCACAACAUCACCUCACUUCAAAAAUUGACGAUUAGCGGGGUAUCAUCCUUUUCGGAAGAGGGUUUUCCCGCAAACCUAACAUCACUUGAAAUCGUGUAUUGCAACAUCACUGAGGCCUUGCUUGAAUGGGGGCUGCAUAGGCUUACCUCUCUUCAACAUCUUUAUAUUCAAGGUGGAUGUCCGAAUGUGGAGUCAUUUCCAAAGAAGACGCUGCCUGCGUCUCUUGCUACCCUCGCCAUCUCAUGCUUCCAAAAUCUGAAAUACCUGUCUUCCCUUCGAGACCUCGCCUCUCUUCAACGACUGGAGAUCUAUUUUUGUAAAAAUCUCACAUCCUUUCCAGAGGAUGGCUUGCCUCCCUCACUCCAGAAACUCAUUAUCGAAAUGUGUCCUCUGCUGAAAAAACAUUGCAAGAAAGAUCAAGGACGAGAGUGGUCCAAGAUAGCCCACAUCCCUUGCGUUGUGAUUGAUAAUAGGUUCGUGUUUGACUCAUAAAAGGAGGAAUCCAUGCCUGACUCAGAAGAGGAGGAUUAAGGAGGUCUAUCGUCAAUUGACCCGCAGAUUUUGCUUAUUGUAAGACAACUGUUGAGAAAUAAAUCCAAAGAGCCGUGGGCGGGUCCACUAUGCAAGUCAUCGCCAUGAGCCACACAUCACGCUGUUCAAGAGGCCUCUAAACUGUUAGUAGCAGGAGGAGAAUAUGCAUCAUCCCCCACAAAUAUACUUGUAAUCUCUCCAACUAGACUUCAUAUUUUCCUAAGAAACAAUCUGGAUGUUGUGGAACUUAGGUUUGUAUAUUUGUUAAUUUUCCUGUUCGGAAAUUUUAUGCUUGUCAUUGGCAUUGCGUUGAUAUAAAAGGCUCUUUUGUUUUUGUCUGAAUGUUUGCGUUGGAGAGAUCUUGUUGCUCCUAUUUCUUAAUGUUCUUGUUGGGUUCACAUAAACGCACAACAGGUGUUUGUUGAAUUGCCUCACCGACCAAGCAGAGAGUGAAAGCCUCCGAACAUUGAAUUUUUUCAUUACUAUGAGUGCCUUUGUUGGCUUGACAAAAGGGAAGAAACCUGUAAGUUCAACACUGCCAGCCUAAACACCAAUUUCUCCAAUGAUUUGGCAUCACACCCUUGUAGUUGGAACCCAAAGUGUUCAAUGAAGAAAAUGUUGGUCCUGAAAAGGAUAUUGAUGCGUCUUUCAAGCAAAAUAGGUAUGGAGAAGAGGAGGGAUUAUCUUUAUGCAGUAUUCCCAGGAACAAACUGAUCCAGAUUAUGAAUAUAAAGAGUUUCAACCAGAAGGAGACUUCCCCAAUCACCCUCACUUUCACGGCACUUCUUCUACACUCAGCAGCCCACACAAGGCCAUCCUCUCAACUCUCAAUGCAAGCUGAUUGCUGGUUCCCAAGACAAGAUGAAGGCCGCCAUUUGUCAAGGAUUCCUGCAUGUCAGAUGUCCAUGUUUUCUGCUGGCUUUCAUCUCAGCUCAGCACACAAUUGUCCAGCUUCCAUGCUCCUUGUUUUCCUCUUAGUUUUCUGUUAUGUAAUUUAAUAUGUUCAUUGUUUUCUGUUAUGUAUUUCAGUCUUCUUUUCUCUUGUAAAAACACACGAGCCCUUUGGCUAUAUAUAUAUACAUGGUACU
Messenger RNA from Corylus avellana, 3587 nucleotides. The record is from RefSeq and is a predicted model, not a curated record. Lineage: Eukaryota; Viridiplantae; Streptophyta; Magnoliopsida; Fagales; Betulaceae.